AAUCGCUGCACCCAACACAAAUCAAACGUUUGACAUCCCCCCCACCAAAUCGGACCGCAAAACUGCAAGAUUCCCCAGUUCGCCCCGGCAAAAUUGAAAAUGAACGCUGAAUUCCUCAAAAUCACCGCGGCCAUCGCGCUGCCCCAGGUUGGCGGCCUGCUGACGGCACUGCUGGCCCUGCCCGAGCUGAUGGGCUGGUACCAACGGCUCAACUUCCCGCCCAUCGCGCCGCCGAACUGGGUGUUUCCGCCGGUGUGGACCGUGCUGAACACCGCCCUGGGUUACGCGUCCUAUCUGGUGUGGAGCGCCGGCGGAGGAUUCGUCGGAACGGGUCGGCUGCCGCUGGCACUGUACGGAACGCAGCUGGUGCUCAACUGGGCCUGGACGCCCGUCUUUUUCAAGCUGCACCAGCUGAGAUGGAGCUUCCUGAUAUCGCUUGUUCAUACAGCGGUAGUGUACGCAACCGGAUAUGCGUUUUUCAACGUGAACAAGAUGGCCGGCUAUCUGAUCUUUCCGUACUUUGCGUGGUGCACGUUUGCUACGUUGCUGAACUUUGAGAUCUACAGACGGAAUCCGCAGGAAGCUGCAUCCAGAGAAGAGACUUCCGAAUAAAUUGGCAAAAUUGUAUUGAAAUCAGAUGCGGAAUCACAAAAUUUUUGGAAUGUUAAUAAAAUUAUUUGUUUUUUGAA
This is a messenger RNA of Culex pipiens pallens (northern house mosquito), 689 nucleotides long. Its product is annotated as translocator protein-like. Gene Ontology annotation, cellular component: mitochondrial outer membrane. Lineage: Eukaryota; Metazoa; Arthropoda; Insecta; Diptera; Culicidae. The transcript has 2 exons. The record is from RefSeq and is a predicted model, not a curated record. The coding region runs from base 100 to 612 and encodes 170 amino acids.